Messenger RNA from Rhodamnia argentea, 1483 nucleotides. RefSeq names its product coumaroyl-CoA:anthocyanidin 3-O-glucoside-6''-O-coumaroyltransferase 1-like. NCBI's taxonomy places the organism in Eukaryota, Viridiplantae, Streptophyta, Magnoliopsida, Myrtales, Myrtaceae. The record is from RefSeq and is a predicted model, not a curated record.
UUCUCCUCCCAUGAGAUUCCCCUUCACCGUCGAGACGAGAUGACGCAUAUCGAGAUGCUCCACCAUUACGAUGUCUCGCCGCCCGCCAACUCAGUCCCGGCAACCGCUGUCCCUCUCACCUUCUUCGACGUCCCGUGGCUUCUCUGCUGCCCUGUGCAACGCCUCUUCUUCUACGACUUCCCUCAAUCCCCUCCCUCCUUCGCUCACACCACCCUCCCGCUCCUCAUCCGCUCUCUCUCCCUCUGUCUUCGCCGCUUCUUCCCCUUCGCCGCCAAACUCAUCCUCCCUCUGGGGCCGCCUCGGAAGCCCUCGAUCCUCUACUCCGACGGCGACUCCCUCUCCUUGACCGUCGCCGAGUCAUCCGCCGACUUUGCCAAGCUCGUCAGUGAUGAGGCUCGCGACGCCACGCUGGUGCAUCCUCUGGUGCCUCAGCUCCCGCCACCACGUGCGUCCGACGGCGCACGCGUGUGGCCCCUCAUGGCGAUUCAGGUGACCCUGUUCCCAAGCAAGGGCAUUAGCAUCGGGGCGUUCCUACACGUGGCGGCAGAUGGGAGGUCCUUCAAUCACUUCAUGAAAUCGUGGGCAUUCAUUCAUAGGUCCGAAGGAGACCCCACUUGCGCUGACCUGGACGAUUCGAGCCCUUUCCACGACCGAAAAGUGAUCAAAGAUCCGAAUGGGCUCGAGCCCAUAUUUUGGAAAGACUGGUGGAGUUGUGUGGGCCCUAGCCCGAGCCCGAGCCCGAGCCAGAGUGAAGCUCUUCUCGCUGUGGCGGACAAGGUGAGAGCAACGUUUGUCCUGAGAAAACAUCACAUCAACGGGCUAAAAGCGCAGGUCUUGAGUCAACUCAAGAACGACGACGUUGGGUCGGAGUCGGAGCCAAUCCACUUGUCGACAUUCGUGGUGGCGUGCGCAUUCGUAUGGGUAUGCGUCAUCAAAUCGAAAGACAAAGAACAUGAGUGCUACGACCAAAUGUCAUCAGAGAGCGGCAACGACGAGCUUUGCAAUUUCUGCUUUCUCGCGGAUUGUAGAGAGCGACUUGAGUAUUCGAUACCCUCAACAUACUUUGGGAACUGUCUGGGCAUACAUAUUCUGUCGGAGAAGAGGAGUACCCUCUUGGGCAAAAGUGGAAUUUCACAUGCCGCGAGGGCUAUAGGAGGCAGAGUCCAGGAAGCGAAGACAAGUGGAGGAUUGAGAGGGGCGUCGAGAUGGAUCAGGGAUUAUAAUGCAGCCAACAAUGGCGACUUAGUGACGGUGGCCGGAUCGCCGAGACUGAAGGUCUACGACACGGACUUCGGGUGGGGGAGGCCAACGAAGAGCCAUGUGGUGCACAUUGACACGUCGAGGGCGAUCUCUCUUGCAGAGAGUAGGAAUGGGGAUGGUGGUGUGGAGGUCGGGUUGGCAUUAACUAGGGUUUGCAUGGAGAAGUUUGUCCCUUUGCUUGAAAAGGGAUUAAAAAAAUUUAUGUUAUCGUAGUACACAUCUA